UGUCCAGAAUGCGUAGUAUCGGGGGCGCUUGCGCUGCUCCUCCGCGCGUCAACAUACGCCGGCGUCUGCCCUCUGCGCUUCACGCGCACCCUCGACGGCUGGCGCCCCUCUCCCUCCGCCUCCAUCGCCGCGGCACAGCACCUCAUUAUGACUGUUUUUAACGCGGUGAUGCUGGCAGCCUUUAUCCUGGACAUCUGCCUAGAGCCCGGACAGAGGAUCCGCAUCGGCGAGACGACGCUGAAGAUGUUCGUGUGGUGCUCCGACAUGCUGCUGAUGAUGAUGAUCGCCAGCGUGGCCGUCUACAUGGCGCCCAAGAGGAUGAACCACCUCGUUCACGUGCUGGAUCAGUUGCGACAGGUCAGCGGAGAACUCAAAAUCAAUCCAUCGGCAAGGAGCGAAAGGACCAAAACCAUUACAAUCGUCUGCAUACCUUUGUGGGCAGCCUCCAUCUUGAUAGCAGACUUUUAUAGUUUUUUGAGGCCCUUACUGGACGGCAAAAUUUGGUACAUAAUGUGCAUGUACGGGCCAUACUACGUAGGAAACCUGAUGGGAGUGCUUGUUCUUCUGCAAUGGAGCUGUGCCGUGCUCGCCGUGCAUGCCGCCGUGGUCGCCGUUAAUGACGAGCUGGCAACGUUGCGCAGAGCUAAGUUCGAGUUGGAGUCAACUACAGCAUUGGAAGACUUGUUGAGGCCACCGAAAUCUGAACGCAACACCCUGGUCGACUGCUUCACAAAGCCAGCGAAGACUCCAGGAGACUCCAUGACCCUGUCACAAGCGCAAGCCACCAUUCGCCGUCUCGCUCUCACCCACGAGCGUACAAGCGAGCUAACGAGACAGCUGAACGCGUCCAACGGCGUGUUCCUGAUGUUCGUUCUCAUGUCUACGUUCAUCCGGCUGGUGCUGACUCCAUACUACCUUCUGCAGAGAUUUGACCAUGAUGAAAGGAUCAUUUACGAGUUGCUAUUACAAAUCAACUGGAGCUUGUUCCACGUCGUCACACUCCUUUUGACGAUAGAACCUUGUCACUGGACACAGGAGCAGAGGGAGCGCACCCAGAUCCUGCUAAGCCACUUGAUCGUGCACCUGGCCCCGAAAUGCGAGCGGCUCUCGAAGGAGCUGGAUCAGUUCGCCAAGCAGAUCCUACUCAGCAACGCCAAGUACAUGCCACUCGGAGUCUACGCGUUAGCACGGCCGCUGAUGGCUACGAUUUUGGGCGGAGUAACUACUUACCUGGUGAUAAUCAUCCAGUUUCAGAAGAUCUCUGACCAACUUUAAGAUUUAAUCGUAAAUUAGGAACCAAUGUCAAGACAACGCAUUUCCCUGAAUUCACAUCACACGAGCUGAUUAUUGCCUGAUUUUCUAUGAUCACUUAAUAAAUUCAGAUAUUCCGUGACCAUAGAGAUAUUUAGAGAGAUUCAGGCACUGAAUUACUGAAAAUUUCAGCUUGUGCGUGGUGUGCUGUGGCUUUUCCAGACUUGGCGGUACUAUAUCAGUAUCAAUAUACUACCAGGCAUAUUCUAAUUUUAAUUAAAGGAUAUAAAUUCGAUCUGGAUUAGAUAGGUAUGGAUCGAAUUCAUAUCCUAUAAUUAAAAUUAGAAUACGCUUUGAUCGCAAACUCGUGGGUUCGGCUCUCGCCCACUUAAUCUCGCCGAUCAGUUAAAAAAUCUGCGUAAUGUACUUACUUACCGAUUCCGUAUUGCUAAGACCCACUUGCACCAUCCCACUAACCCGGGGUUAAGCGGUUUAACCGUCAACCCAGUAUCAAAUUGUACUGGUAACCAUGGUAACUCCAGGUUUAACCGGUUAACCCCGGGUUAGUGGAAUGGUGCAAGUGGGCCUAAGGGUGGUAUUCCACCUAGCACCUGUCCAAUUUCUUUGUCCAAUGCGUCUCACUCUCUCAUUAAGCAAAAUGUGAGACAAAAUACACAUUGGACCAAUAUAUUGGACAGAUGGAAUACCACCCUAUAAGUAGUUCGUUUUUUUUAGCAUUAGAAAAAAGGUAAACAAUCUUGAUGUGUCUUCUAAUUGAAAAACACGUUUUAAAAAUAAGUCACGGCAAAUAUGUAACAAUUAUAAAUCUAACACGAUCAUUUAUAUUCUUCUGCUUUCAUAAGUAAUAGUUACUGAUU
Molecule: messenger RNA, 2129 nt
Organism: Cydia splendana
Lineage: Eukaryota; Metazoa; Arthropoda; Insecta; Lepidoptera; Tortricidae
Product: gustatory receptor for sugar taste 43a-like
Exons: 9
Coding region: 148-1275 (375 amino acids)
Biological process (GO): male courtship behavior; chemosensory behavior; sensory perception of taste
Cellular component (GO): dendrite; neuronal cell body; axon
Source: RefSeq, a predicted model, not a curated record